UCAUUCUUCUGCGGUCCCGGAGAAAACGUGGAGGAUGAAGAAGAGACUCUGAGAGAGAGAGGGGGAAGGAAAAAAUCAAGUCAGGAUCGAGUCCGACAAGCUCAACCUCAACUCUGCACAAACCUCAGAGAAAAGAGACGCACAAGAAGAUCCGGCACAAAAAAACCUCGGUGGAUUUCAGAGGCGUCGCUUCUAAAAACGCACAGACAGCAGUUACACGUUGUGAAGAGCGAGGAAGGAAGGACUCUUACUCCGUCUGGAUUUAACUGAAGAUAAUUUGUCUCUGCGUUUCGCCACGAGAUUCCACACGAGAGGUGUGUCUGAUGUGACGCCAGCGGGCUGGCUCAGGGAACACAACUUCAAUACAAUGUAGAAACCCGACAGCAGACAGAAUCAGAGUCAGAGCACCGAGCCGACAGAAGGAGGGAGAGCUCAAGGAGGAGGAAGAACAGCUGUGCUGAAGAUAAGACGGAGAGAGAGAAGAGGGACGCGGCAGACUGUGAAUCAUUGACGUGAACCUCGUGUGAACAGCAGUGUCAUCACCUUCUCCUUUUUUCCUGUGAAGUCUUCAGUCGCUCGCACACCUCCGCCGGAUCACCUGUUCGCCUCUCAGCCAGUCUGCACAGAGCGAGACUCCAGCCACCGUCAGCAUGUGCCAUGUGAUUGUCACCUGCCGCUCCAUGCUGUGGACUCUGCUGAGCAUCGUGGCGGCGUUCGGAGAGCUCAUCGCCUUCAUGAGCACUGACUGGCUGGUGGGAUUCCCCCGCACGCCAGACGCCGUCUUCGGCCCCCAUGGGGCCACCGCGGCCGGAGAGGCCUACAGGCCCACUUUAGGCAUCUACGGCCGCUGUAUAAAACUGCCCCACCUGCAGCGUGGGGUACUGUGCGGACCGUACGCGAUACACUUUGGAGAGAUUGCCAGCGGGUUCUGGCAGGCUACUUCUAUCUUCCUGGCGGCAGGGAUCCUGCUGCUGUGUGCCGUGGCGUUCAUCUCGGUCUUCACCAUGUGCUUCCAAAGCAUCAUGAAGAAGAGCAUCUUCAAUGUGUGUGGACUGCUGCAAGGGAUCGCAGGUCUGUUUCUGAUCCUGGGUCUGAUGCUGUAUCCCGCUGGCUGGGGUUCAGACAAGGUCCAGCUGUACUGCGGCCCCGACGCGGCUCCGUACCGGGCCGGGCUCUGCUCCAUGGGCUGGGCCUUCUACACGGCCAUGGGCGGCACCGUUCUCACCUUCAUCUGCGCCGUCUUCUCCGCGCAGGCCGAGAUCGCCACCUCCAGCGACAAGGUCCAGGAGGAGAUCGAGGAGGGCAAGAGCCUGAUCUGCCUCCUCUGAGGGGCUCAGAUACUUUAGCCCCUGUGGAGGGAAAAAAGGAGGAGGAGAUCGAGAGACACCCGCUCUUCUGCCUUUUCCUCACGAAGGCCGGCUUGUGAAACGGAGGCCCUGCAUUGUUUACCACUAAAACUGACUCUUAUUUUGUAUGUUUUGUGUUUACGUGGGAGAAAUCUACGAGUGCCAAGUGUUUUUUUCUCAGUGCGUGUCUUUUGUCUUUCUGCCACUAGAGGUGCUGUGUCCCGUUAUUGUAUUCAUGUGUAGCCGUGUGGCUCUGUCUGCCACCACAUGCUCUGUAAAUAAGUGUGAUUAUAUAUAUUUUGUACAUAGUUAUGAUCGCAGAAUGAUGGUCAGCUUGAUCCAGGCUCGGCUGAUGAUGUCACUUUUGCCUUAAAACAAAACAAAAAACAAAAAAAACAACAAAAAAAAGAAACACUGGCGUUUUUGUCGCCAGACCACGACCAGUAAAACCUGGAUCUGUUUGCCACGUUUGAGUAUUAACUCAACAAGGGAACCACUACACAGUCAGAAUAAACUACUCACAGAAUAAAUGGCUUUGAGCUCAGAGUGGAUGUCCUGUAAAGCUCACAGAAUGUACUGUCACACGAAUGAUCGAUGUGUCCGCAGACCCUUUGAAAUGUACCGAUGAAACACAGACUGCAAGAGGACGAGCGGACGUUGCGUCUUUGUUUGUCCUUUUAUUUUGCAAAAGGAAGUUGAAAUGAAGUGAGCUGAAUCCUAGCCUAAGCUGGAGGAGGAGGAGGAGGAGGAGGAGGCGGCUCUGCCUGGUCUUCCUUCAGCAGACAUCCUGGAAUCUGUGCACAAAGACGAGGACUGAGAGAUGAGGACGCAUGAUAAAAUGAAGUAUUGCUGUUGCUAGUGAUGUCUGGUUUCAGGGAGUGUGCUGAGUCGUAGGUAGUGUCCUAUCUGUUCUCAUUUGUUUCUGCCAAACGAAUAAAGAGAAGGGAAAAAGAAAAAA
This is a messenger RNA of Seriola aureovittata, 2304 nucleotides long. RefSeq names its product LHFPL tetraspan subfamily member 2a (gene lhfpl2a). The record is from RefSeq and is a predicted model, not a curated record. The transcript is spliced from 4 exons. Bases 651 to 1328 code for a protein of 225 amino acids. Lineage: Eukaryota; Metazoa; Chordata; Actinopteri; Carangiformes; Carangidae. Gene Ontology annotation, cellular component: membrane.